Histoplasma capsulatum G186AR is the source of this 2382-nucleotide messenger RNA. RefSeq names its product pre-mRNA-splicing factor cef1. The record is from RefSeq and is a predicted model, not a curated record. The transcript has 3 exons. The coding region runs from base 1 to 2382 and encodes 793 amino acids. Gene Ontology annotation, biological process: mRNA splicing, via spliceosome. Gene Ontology annotation, cellular component: Prp19 complex; spliceosomal complex. NCBI's taxonomy places the organism in Eukaryota, Fungi, Ascomycota, Eurotiomycetes, Onygenales, Ajellomycetaceae.
AUGCCAGUCGUCAAGGGUGGAGUAUGGACGAAUAUUGAGGAUGAGAUCGUGAAGGUAGCCGUGUCCAAAUAUGGACUGAAUCAAUGGGCGCGAGUGUCCUCCCUUCUUGCCAGGAAAACACCGAAGCAAUGCAAAGCUCGCUGGGCGGAAUGGCUGGACCCUGCUAUCCGCAAGAUCGAGUGGUCGCGAGAGGAAGAUGAAAAAUUACUCCAUCUAGCGAAGUUAAUGCCUACACAGUGGCGAACGAUUGCUCCUAUUGUCGGAAGAACAGCGACCCAAUGUUUAGAACGAUACCAGAAGCUAUUGGAUGAAGCAGAGGCGCGGGAAUCUGAUGAACUGGGCCUGGGCGGCCCUGCUGGAGGUGAAACUGCUGCCCCAAGUGCUGAUGAUGUUAGAAGGCUACGGCCAGGCGAACUGGACCCGGACCCGGAGUCUAAACCUGCACGCCCCGAUACCAUCGACCUCGAUGAGGACGAAAAGGAAAUGCUCAGUGAGGCCCGUGCUCGUCUUGCGAAUACACAAGGAAAGAAGGCCAAGCGGAAAGCUCGAGAACGCCAAUUGGAAGAGUCACGUCGUCUUGCUGUGCUACAAAAGCGCCGUGAGCUGAAAAAUGCUGGUAUCAACAUUAAGGUCGUCACACGGAAGAAAGGCCAGAUGGAUUACAAUGCGGAUAUUCCUUUUGAAAAACAGCCAGCGCCCGGUUUCUACGAUACUUUGGAAGAGGAAUCCAGAAAUGAGCGACAAAGAGCUUUGUUUGAUCCUCGAAAACAACAGCUUGCCAGUAAACGGAAAGGCGAUCAAGAAGAAGAUCCCGACAGGAAAAGAAGGAAAAAUGACAAAAGUGGCAAUUCCGCCUUCGCUGCAGCUGCAAAGGCAGGACAGAUGCAGAAAAUCCGAGAAGCGGAACAGAGUAGUAAGCGUCGGGCCCUCGUGCUCCCGUCUCCUCAAGUAAGCGAAACCGAACUUGAGGAGAUCGUGAAAAUGGGCAUGGCAGGAGAGCGGGCAAGCAAAAUGGCAGGGGAAGAGGAGAACGAUGGAACGCGGGGCUUAAUCAGUAACUAUUCUACUAUCGUUGGUGGAACUCCCAUUCGAACACCCAGAGCUCCAGCCGAAGAAGAUCGUAUUGCAAACGAAAUCCGAAAUAUCAAAGCCUUAACGGAAACACAAUCGUCUCUACUAGGUGGAGAAAAUACACCAUUACAUGAAGGCGGCGGCUCUACUGGUUUUGAAGGAAUUGCUCCACGGAAACAUGCGCUCGUUACACCAAAUCCAAUGGCCACGCCGUUUCGCCAAGCUGGUGCUAACGGCAUAGGUGCCACUCCAAUGAAAACGCCGAUGGGCGUAGGAGCCACUCCACUACGCACACCUAGAGACAACUUCGCUAUCAACAAGGAUGCUAGUAUGGGAACACUUGUUGGUAACACGCCCAAGGAGAUGAAAUUGCGUGAGGACUUCUUACGGCGCCAAUUAAGUAGCCAACUUUCUAGUCUUCCUGCACCAAAAGAAGUGGAGUGGGAGCUGGAAGAAAUGCCAACGGAGCAAGCAGAGCCGAUUGGCAAAGAGGUGCCUUCAGAAGAGGACGCAGCUGAGCGGGAUAGGAGAAAUAAAGCUGCUGCCGACAAGGCGGCUCAAGCGGAAUUUGAAAGGCAGAGCCAGGUGUAUAAGCGAGGUUUACCGCGGCCCAGUGUGAUCAAGUUGGACACGUUAAUGGAGAAGUCGAGCAAUGUUUCAGACCCUAUCCAAAACUUGAUUACACAAGAGAUGGUCACUCUUAUCGCCCAUGAUGCUCGAAAAUUUCCCUUACCGGGUGCUAGGAUUGAAGGGAAAGCUCCGAAAUUGACCUCCUUUAGUGAUGCACAACUUGCUAGGGGCCGUGCAGCUAUCACAAGUGAGGUGACACGUCUUCCUCCCCAACAAGAUUGGCAGGAUACUUUUACGACCUCGUGGUCUUCUCUCCAUGAAUCAGCUAGCCUUCCGGGCCUUUCGCUCUAUUCCGAUGACGAUGAUUAUGAGACGCAAGAGCAACAAAUGAUAGCCGCUUUUGAAAAUGUCCAUACGUCUCUCCUAGCCAGCGCGGAACAGGGGAAUAAGCUGGAGAAAAAGAUUUCACUCCACAAUGGCGGAUAUCAAGCGCGGGCAAAAACUCUCAGGGCAAAAAUCAUUGAAGCCAGCGAAGCUCUCGAAAAGGCUAGAUUCGAGUUGGACGCUUUCCGGACUCUUCAGCUUGGAGAAGAAUCGGGUAUUGGUAGGAGACUCGAGGGCCUUCGUGAUGAAGUGACCUUCGUCACCCGACGGGAGCGCGAGGCGCAGGAGCUGUACAAAUCGCGAAAGGAAGAACUAGAGUCACUGGAGGGCGGUGGAGUGAAUGGAUGGCACCGGUAG